CUGCGAAUGUCUGGCGGCAUGUUUCAGGCAGUCGCUCUUUAUGAUUUCCAUUCGCAGUCGGAGAAGGAGCUAAGUUUUCAAGCAAGUGAUAUUGUCACCAUCUUGUCGACAGAUAUUGGAAAUGGAUGGUGGGAAGCCAGGAAUGGGAAUGGUUUGAAAGGAUUGGUACCUCAGUCUUAUUUUAAGUUUCAUUGUCCAGUUCCAGCAUCGAGACUCCCCUUACCUGAGCCACCAUUUCCUCUUCCUGCUUCAUCCUCCACCUCGUCGUCGUCAUCUGCGUCAUCAUCGGCAUCCAGUCAAUCCUCCAUCGCCCUCCCUCCCCGACCACCCCCGAAACCUGUCCGGGUCGUACAAACCUACAUCUCGUCAUCUUCAUCUUCCUCCUCUCCGCAACACCACCACAGGUGCGUACCAUGUAACGCGAGGUUCAAUGCAAUUGAAGUCUUGAGUGACAAUGAAGAUUGGGAUGAAGAUGAUGACGAUGACAAUGAGGAUUACAAUGUCAUAACAGAGGUUUACAGCAGUAAUAAAUGUCCCACAAGUACUCUAGAGAAGAAUAGCAAGUUGAAUAGUUGCAAAUAUGAUGAUUUUUUUGAAGAUGAUGAUGAGGAGGAUGAAGAGGAUUUGUAUCACAAGCAUGGGAAAAAGUUGGUUGGCAUCACAACAGGAUCAGCUGACAUGUACCUUUUCAACAUGGAUCCCCCUGCUUUGCCAUCUGAUGUCAAGAAGAUAAACAUUUAUGAUUCUUAUGAGGGCCCAGUCUGGUCACUGUCUGCAGUGCCGAGCAUGACUUGCAAGUUAGGCUCACCAAGGAAAGAGAAGAAAUACAAGGGCAUGAAGAGUUAUACCACCUAUCAAGUUUUGCCAUCUACAACAAAUACUCCAGUGUAUAGAAGGUACAAACAGUUUGAUUGGCUGCAUGAUCGGCUGGUUGAAAAGUUCUCCACACUCAUCAUCCCUCAUCUGCCUGAGAAACAAAUAUCUGGAAGAUUUGAGGAAGAAUUCAUCAGAGGAAGAUUGCGUAAGUUGAGUUUGUGGAUGAGCAGAAUGUGCAAACAUCCGAUCAUCUCACAGUCCGAAGCAUUUAUACAUUUCAUCCACUGCAAUGGAAACGUUGAGGUACAAUGGAAAGCAGGCAAGAGACAGAUAGAAAGGGACAAGUACAAAGGUGCUUAUUUCUUCUACACUGUUGAACCGCCUGGCAUUGAUCUCGAUCCUAUAGUUGUUGAAAUUCAGAUGGAUAAGUUUGGUCGGUUCAUUCGCUCCAUGGAGGAUAGUAUCAAACAUUUGUCCAAUGUUUGUCAGAAGAAUGGUUAUCGAUACAGAUUAAAAUUUCACAAAGAAUUUCUUACAUUAGGAAAAUCUUAUGAAGAACUGGCAAAAUCGUUUGAACUGGACAACAGAAAAUCUUCUCGUAAACUGUCGUCAGCCAUUCAAUACACAGGCAAGACUUACAUUGAAAUUGCCUUACUCUUCAGUGUUCAGCCAAGUAAAGAUUUGGUGAAUUUGAUGGAGGGUCUGCAAGAAUACAGAGGAAUAUUAAGUGUCUUUCCUGAUGUUCUUUUGGUUCAAAGGUCGACUACAAACAAAAUUCAAGAAAAUGCUGGACAGCUGACGCGUCAGGAAGUGAACAAAAUUCAAAGCCGAGCUGACGUCAUCACAUACACUGUACUUGCUGAAAUACAACACUUUCAAGUGAACAGAGUGACUGAUUUUUCUAAUUAUAUGCAAGCUUAUCUGCAAGGACAAAUUGACUUCUUCAAACAGAUCACUUCGAAACUAGAAAAAUCCCUUAAUUUUUUUGACAACGUGUGA
This is a messenger RNA of Helobdella robusta, 1815 nucleotides long. RefSeq lists its product as hypothetical. Gene Ontology annotation, biological process: endosomal transport; plasma membrane tubulation; endocytosis. NCBI's taxonomy places the organism in Eukaryota, Metazoa, Annelida, Clitellata, Rhynchobdellida, Glossiphoniidae. The record is from RefSeq and is a predicted model, not a curated record. Gene Ontology annotation, molecular function: phosphatidylinositol binding; protein binding. The transcript is spliced from 16 exons. Gene Ontology annotation, cellular component: cytoplasmic vesicle; plasma membrane. The coding region runs from base 7 to 1815 and encodes 602 amino acids.